Molecule: messenger RNA, 972 nt
Organism: Phaeoacremonium minimum UCRPA7
Lineage: Eukaryota; Fungi; Ascomycota; Sordariomycetes; Togniniales; Togniniaceae
Product: putative cytochrome p450 protein
Exons: 2
Coding region: 1-972 (323 amino acids)
Molecular function (GO): heme binding; oxidoreductase activity, acting on paired donors, with incorporation or reduction of molecular oxygen; iron ion binding
Source: RefSeq, a predicted model, not a curated record
AUGGGCGAGGCGGACUGGAUCUGGCUGAAUGAUUCCAAGGCGGUUUCGGAUCUGCUGGACAAGAGAGGAGCGAAGUACUCUUCGCGUCCUCCCAUGCCUAUGUUCAUGGAUGCUGGCUCCAAUGGCAACCGUCAACCCUUCAUGCCGUAUAAUGAGAAAUGGAGAAAGGUCCGCAAGCUAAGCCACGCAGCUCUGAAUGCCAAUGCCAUCGCUUCAUAUAAGCCGGUCCAGGACCUCGAGUCUAAGCAAGUGCUGUAUGACACAUUGCACGCAAAAGAUGACACGGCUGUGUACGAUAUCAAUCGACGAUACUCUACAAGUGUGAUCAUGACUGUUGCCUAUGGUCAUCGAGUCCCCGAUUGGAGUGACCCGUGGAUCCAGAAGAUCUUCCAAAUCAUGGAGCAUGCGACUAUCAUGGCAGAGCCAGGCAAAUGGCUUGUUGAUGUCUUCCCGUCUCUAGCUAAAUUGCCGCCGUGGAUGGUGCAAAAUUGGUGGGCAAUUGGCCGCAAAUGGUUUGAGUGGGAUCGCGAGGUUUUCAUUAGUCUGUACCGAGAUAUUAUCCAGAAGUACAACGAAGGAACCGCUCCGAAUUGUUUCGUGCGCGACUUCUAUGCCUCUGAUCCAGAAAGUCAAGGCAUCGACGAAGAGGUUGCCGCUUACACCGCUGGCACACUGAUCGAAGGUGGAAGCGAGACCACUUCCACCAUGCUCAACGUUUGGGUGCUGGCUUGCCAGCUCUACCCUGAUCCUGUGAAGAUAGCCCAGGCAGAACUCGACCGCGUUGUUGGUAGCGACAGGUUGCCAUCAUUCGAAGACAGGGAGAAUUUGCCAUACAUCUCAGCAAUGGUCGAGGAGACCCUGCGAUGGUGGCCUAUCACCAAGGUCGGCUUCUUCCAUGCCGCUACGGAAGAUGACUGGUACGAUGGCUUCUUCAUCCCAAAAAACGCUGUGCUGGUUUUGAACUGGUGGUAA